Messenger RNA from Alternaria novae-zelandiae, 1248 nucleotides. RefSeq lists its product as uncharacterized. The record is from RefSeq and is a predicted model, not a curated record. Lineage: Eukaryota; Fungi; Ascomycota; Dothideomycetes; Pleosporales; Pleosporaceae. The transcript has 5 exons. The coding region runs from base 1 to 1248 and encodes 415 amino acids.
AUGUUCAUUGCCGUUAUUCGUUUUGCCCUGUUCUCACCCGCGAUAAUUUACUGGGUCGCCGCGGCAGACCACCACGAGUUGAUCAGGAUUAAUCCCGAACUUCACGACGGUAUCUACGGCACGUCCAUGCUAGCUGGCGAAAGGCUUGCGGACAAAUGGGGCAUAAUCUUAUGGAUCUGGAACCUGGCCUGUUGGUGGCCUGCGCUGGUAUGCUUCCCUCCACUGAACUUACCUUUCACGAUUGUCGACACUACGAUCACCGUCUUUCUGGCGAUGGCUACAAACUACCAGGUUGGAUACAUACCUCUUAAUCUGAAAGCUUGUCAUGACAAAGCGGGCCUCGAAUUGCAGCGACCCGCUGGCACGAAUGAGAGCUUUUUUGCUGCUGCCGGAAGACUCAACGAGACAACGGCGAGUUCGACUGCCAUGUGCUUGGAAUUUGUGAAAGAGGCACAAUAUGGUGUUGCGCUAACCUUUUUCUACGCCCUCGUGUCGUUCAUCGGUGUCCUUGCGUUCCCCGGUGCUAUUUUAGAGAUUAGAAAGAACGACGAUUCCAUUCUCGACAUGGUAAAAGAAAUCCUUAAAAUGCACCGGGGCUGCUUCGCUUGCAUGUUCAAGUGGCCAGCGCUCUUGGUCUAUGGCGUUUUGGUCUACACCCCGAUUUUGUUCUUCCGUUAUCUACCGAUGGACUUCAAAGCCCCGGUGCGAUCAGUCCGUCGGUACGUCACGAAGGCUACGAUAGGGGCGGAGCAAAAGAUCGAAAUGAUGUUGACGGAGCGCAUAAAGCACGCGAGUAACAGCGGUGAUACUGUUCUACCGUGUCAAGGUAGUGGUGGUACUCAAAACGAGCUUUCGCGAUUUCUGGCUGUCUACGACAUGUUGAUCAUGGUCGCCAAAGAUCUGCACUACACCGAUAUCGCCAGCCUAUCAUCCGUCUCAAAAUCAAAGUCGAGCAUACGGAAACCCGACCUGCGACUGCGUAAAGCGCAAUUCUAUUCGACAACCAAGAGCGUUUUGGAGAGUUUUCAACAGACACGCGUACUACACGGAGAUGAGUCUAUCUCAGACUACUACGCGACUCUGUCGUAUUUGCAGUCAGUUGGACAGUACAGAGCUCGCCGUGCGCAAGGCAGAAAGCGCGAUGAGGUUGCUGAAGAAGGGAUUGAAAAGCGAUGGAGGAAGGUGGAAAACAUACUGGCAUGGGGCAGCAAGACAGAUGCCGGCGUUACUGGAGAGGCCAUUGCCUAA